GGACGGGCUUGGCGACGCUGGCGGGGCGUCGUCGGCUUUGCUCUUUGCUGUGUGGGAGUCUGAGGACGGGGCCAAGGGGUGCCCCGGACCGGCAGCCCAGGGUGUUUGUGACGCUGCGUCCUCCUCGCGACCCCCGCCACUAGCACCGUCGGGUGGUCCGGAGGCUCCAGCAGGGUGGUCGGGAGGAUCGUUCCUCGCGGCUCCAUAGUGUGCGCCCCCUUCCCCAUCCCAGGCACCCCAUGCCCGAGACUCGGGAAGGGGUUCUGUUGAGGGCUUUGCGCCUCACAAGUUCUCCCCGGAUUGGUUGCUAGCGAGGCGGACACCCAGGCCACAUAGCCUGCGAGUAGUGUUUGCCCGGUGAAGUGAUCAGCGUGGGCGUGUGUGCCAGGGCCUGCAAGACCCAUGCAGGUUAACGCGAGAGUGACAAGGAGUAAGAAGUUAAGAACGUGAGUUUUGAUGGUUUUCCUGGCCACCGGCGCCAAGCUGCCUUGAGAGUGCUACUGAACUGUAGGACUGCAUGGCGUUCAGUAUGUUACGAAGUAUUUCAGCAUCUGUUUGGUUUGCUGUGCGUGGACGCAUGCUACAAGUUUCUAAAGGACCCGGUGAAGCCAUUGCUACUUAGGACAUAACGUGGUUGUGAAAGUCACACGUGAUAAACACAGUGUUUACCCAAGAGCCAGUUCAUGGAAAUUGUGUUCAGCAGUUGGCCUGCUUUGUACUGGGCGCCCGGAAUUCACUAGUGAACAAAACUUACCCUAUUUCUAUCGAAUGAAGACCCACUUUAAGGAUUUAUUUGUACUUAAUUACAGUGGCUCCAAAAACAUUCUUAGGUCUGCUGGGUAAGACUUGAACCAGUGCAUUCCUGGGCGGGGCAAGAGCAGAUCAGCCCCAAAUAGAUGUUUUCCCUAUGUUGAGUUGAAACCCUAUGAAUAGUCAUAGUCUUGUGGUAGUAGCAGCCACUAGAAUGGCCGCUGCCUAUUUGCUAGGCAUUUUGCCAAGUCGUUGUAAAUAUGUGUACCUCCUGCAGAGGAGGUACAUGUCUCCUCAAUGUUUCUGAGCGGUAGUCGGGUAGCUUGUUCAAGGUUACCCUCCUAGUAGGGGGUGGGGUUCGGAUUUUCGUCCUGGACCGAUUUGGAAGCCUAAUCUUAACAUUGACGCUGUGCCAACUACCACAUCCGUCAUUGGAUGUCUGUCUUACAGGGUCGCCGAAGGAUUAGCCUGCCCCCAUCAUGUCUUGGCUUGUGGACUUGGCGGGAAGAGCAGAGGACCUCUUAAACCGAGUUGAUCAAGGGGCAGCCACAGCUCUCCGCAAAGAGAACCCCAGCAGCAGCAGGCUCGCAGAUGGUGCCGAUGUCGGCUAUCCCGAACCUCAACAGCAAAAUGCAGAUUUGACCUACCAGACUGGAUCCAAAGCCGCUUACAUCUCCUCCGCGGCCGAGAACAUUCGAAAUCAGAAAGCCACCAUCUUAGCUGGCACCGCCAAUGUGAAAGUGGACUCCCGGACCCCUGCCGAGGCCUCCCGACCUGCCGAGAGUGCCUCGGUCCCCAGACCUUCUUCCCAGUUUGUGCGACGGAAGAAGUCGGAGCCCGAUGAUGAGCUGCUGUUUGAUUUUCUUAAUAGUUCGCAGAAGGAGCCCAUGGGGAAGGCGGAGACCAAGAAGGAGAGGAGCAGGACGUCUGUCCUGACUACUCCUUGGACCACGGGCCUCAGUUCCCGCAAGGCCAGCGGGACCGUCAGAACCAGCGAGGAGAAUGCUGAGAGCCACAGCCAUGAAGCCACCAGUAGCCCAGACUCUGCUCCGGAAGAAUCAGAGGCCUCUUCCAAGGAAAGUGUAUCAAACUCCACCAGCACCGAGCACAGCUCAUCUCCUGCCGAUGACAGCAAAGCCCAUGAGCUGUCUAACCUGCGCCUGGAGAACCAGCUGCUGAGGAACGAGGUGCAGUCUUUAAAUCAAGAAAUGGCUUCGUUGCUUCAGCAAUCCAAGGAGACUCAAGAAGAACUAAACAAAGCAAGAGUGAGGAUUGAAAAGUGGAAUGUUGACCAUUCAAAGAGUGACCGAAUGACGCGUGAGCUCCGCGCCCAAGUGGAUGACCUGACCGAAGCCCUGGCUGCCAAGGAUUCCCAGCUGGCCGUGCUCAAGGUGCGGCUCCAGGAGGCCGACCAGCUGCUGAGGUCCCACACGGAGGCGUUGGAAGCCUUGCAGAGCGAGAAGUCACGAAUAAUGCAGGAUCACAACGAAGGCAGCAGCCUGCAGAACCAAGCUCUGCAGACCCUGCAGGAGAGACUGCACGAAGCUGAUGCCGCCUUGAAGAGAGAGCAGGAGAACUAUAAGCAAAUGCAGAGUGAGUUUGCUGCACGUCUUCAUAAAGUGGAAGUGGAGCGUCAGGGUUUGGCAGAAGCAGUAACCGUGGCGGAAAGAAGGUGCUCGGAAGAGAAGAAGCGAGGCGAUGAGCUGCAGCAACAGGUCAAGCUGCACAAGGCCAACCUGGAGUCCUCGAAGCAGGAGCUGAUUGACUAUAAGCAGAAAGCCACGCGGAUCCUCCAGUCUAAAGAAAAACUGAUCAACAGCUUAAAGGAAGGCUCUGGCUUUGAAGGUGUGGACAGCAGUACUGCCAGCAGCAUGGAGCUGGAGGAGCUUCGGCAUGAGAAGGACAUGCAGAGGGAGGAGAUCCAGAGGCUGAUGGGCCAGAUCCAGCAGCUCCGCUCUGAGUUACAGGACGCGGAGGCCCAGCAGGUGAGUGAAGCUGAAUCGGCGAGGGAGCAGUUACAAGAUCUGCAAGAGCAAAUGGCUGCGCAGAAGGCAUCUAAGCAAGAGCUGGAGACAGAGCUGGACCGGCUGAAGCAGGAGCUCCGCUAUGUGGAAGACGACUUGUAUCGCACCAAGAACACACUGCAGAGCCGGGUUAAGGACCGGGAAGAAGAAAUUCAGAAGCUCCGGAACCAGCUCACCAAUAAGACCCUGAGCCACAGCAGCCAGUCCGAGUUGGAGAACCGCCUGCACCAGCUGACGGAGACACUGAUCCAGAAGCAGACCAUGCUAGAGAACCUGAGCACCGAGAAGAACUCCCUGGUCUUCCAGCUGGAGCGGCUGGAGCAGCAGGUGCGCGCGACUGCAGGCAGCACCAGCAGCGGCUCCUCCAUUAACAUGUCUGCAUUGGACAGCGGUGAAGCAACACGUCUGCGAAAUGUUCCAGUUCUCUUUAAUGACACAGAAGCUAACUUGGCAGGAAUGUAUGGGAAAGUUCGUAAAGCUGCGAGUUCCAUUGACCAGUUUAGCAUCCGCCUGGGCAUCUUCCUGCGGAGGUACCCCACUGCCCGCGUGUUCGUCAUCAUCUACAUGGCUUUGCUUCACCUCUGGGUCAUGAUUGUCCUCCUGACGUACACGCCGGAAAUGCACCACGACCAGCCAACCGGCAAAUGACGGCAGCCCCGUUGUCUCAGCCACAGCUUGUCUCCCUCUAGACAGGAACCCCCGGGACAGCCAGCUGCCUGACCCGGGGAGGGUGUGCACAGUGGAUUGCAUCACUACAAGCCUUUGACUGUCUAAGUUAUUACCCAAGGAUUCCACUAUUAAAUGUUCCCCUUGUUUCUUUCAAGUGUGAACUUCUAAAACAGACAGUAAUUAAUCAGCUCAGCUCUGCGUUUCUGAGUUCAGUGUAUGUGUGUGUGUGUGUGUGUGUGUGUGUGUGUGUGUGUGUGUAGAGAGAGAGAGAGAGGGAGACAGACACAGAGACCCAGAGAGAGAUUGAGCUGGUUCACCUGUGUACAGACCUUCCUGGAUUUCAGGUCAUACUGAUUAUGGGUUACUAAUCAGGGCAACUAAUUGUACUUAAAAUAAUAAGUCUGCUCUUUUGAUAAUCCAUUUGGCUUUUAUAUACAUCUAGCUCAGCAGGUGGAGGUGUGCGUUUCACAUGGUAGAGGCCUGCUUGGCAUGAAUCCUGCAAAUGCAUAAAUAAACUUGUGCAUUUCUCUUUGUUUA
This is a messenger RNA of Ochotona curzoniae (black-lipped pika), 3980 nucleotides long. It is a transcript of the gene GOLGA5, whose product is annotated as golgin A5. Gene Ontology annotation, cellular component: Golgi cisterna; Golgi membrane. The transcript is spliced from 12 exons. Gene Ontology annotation, biological process: retrograde transport, vesicle recycling within Golgi; Golgi organization. The coding region runs from base 1230 to 3422 and encodes 730 amino acids. The record is from RefSeq and is a predicted model, not a curated record. Lineage: Eukaryota; Metazoa; Chordata; Mammalia; Lagomorpha; Ochotonidae.